This is a messenger RNA of Ochlerotatus camptorhynchus, 2046 nucleotides long. Its product is annotated as toll-like receptor 6. Gene Ontology annotation, molecular function: protein binding. The record is from RefSeq and is a predicted model, not a curated record. The transcript has 2 exons. Lineage: Eukaryota; Metazoa; Arthropoda; Insecta; Diptera; Culicidae. The annotation marks the transcript as partial.
GGGUAUAUUAACUUAAAAAACUGUCUCCAAUUAACCAAAGAUGUGCCGGAACUUCGAAAGAUUUUUAUUGUCGAAUACAAUGGUACGCUUCAUUCUGUUCAGCAUUAUCUGGUUGAGGAUCAUCGGAGGCACCAUCUUUCCUCACAUCAUCACCAUAGAGACGAAACAUCCUAUAGUCAACGAGACAAUGUAUGCCGCAUAUCCGAACCUCUGGAAGCUGAACAUGAGCCACCAAACGAAAUUUGAAUUCCCAGUUGACCAGGUUCUGCUGAUACACGACUCUCUGACACGUUACGAAUGCAACAAUUGUGGGAUAAAUUCCAUCUACCAGAUAUCCUUGUCGAAGCUACCACAACUUACAUAUCUUAUUGUAAAUAAUAACACCCUCCAGUACAUACAUCCAGAUGCAUUCCAGUACAAUACGCUAUUGGAAAAGGUCAGUCUGGUUGGCAAUCAACUUUCCACAUUCAAUCCGGAAGCCACAAUUCGGCACAUUACUGCCCUAUUCAUAAUGGAUCUAAGCAGUAACGAGCAAUUUGAUUUGAACAAGGUGGACCUGCGAUCUCCAAGAUUGAUGCUAUUCACUUGCAAUUACUGCCACACUACCUUUCUCGUUCAGGAAACACUGACCAACAUGCCAAGACUUUCCGCGCUGUAUCUGUCGUACAACGUAAUAGACAGGAUCGACGAUGAUGCUUUGAUGCUGGCAAAAUAUAUUACGAGGUUGACAAUCAACGGUAAUAAACCCUUGCAACGAUUGAACCUUACAUCAACAUCACUGAAAGUGCUCAGUGCUGCAGAAUGUAGUUUGAAUGGCACGCUGGAUACAUCUCACUUACCGAUGCUGGAAUCUAUCAACGUGAGAAAUAAUAGGAUUGCUCGGAUAAAUGAGGAUGGAUUUCAGCAGAAUCCAGAUAUCACAAUUAUCUUGCUGGACGAUAAUUCAAUCGAAAAAGUCCCCACAAUACUACUAGGACUUCCUAUGAACAGGUUGAACCAGCUAUGCAUGGACAGGAAUCCACUUCAACCGUGUGAUCAAACUGAUUAUGCAAAGAAGCUGUACGAAAUAAGAAGACUCCGCCGAAGUUGUUUGGAUGAUAAAAAUCAUUUGCAUAAGUUUGAAAACUAUCUACCGAUUACUACUGGAAAAGCGGUAUAUAAGAAAACUCCCAUCCAUCUUCGUAGUAGUGAUGGAUUAACAGUAGACCUUUCGAAUAGAGAAAUUGUAUACAUAGAACCAGAUUACCUAGUAGAUGAUAGAAAUGUGACGAAUGUUUUAUUUGACGAUAACCGUUCGUUUGAAUUUCAACAGGAUACGAUAUUUCUUAAAAGUUCUUCUGUUGAACUAAUAUCUUUAAAUAAUUGUUCAAUCACAACAUUAUACGAGGCUACAUUCAAAGAACUACCAAAUCUAAAAACCCUGCAUCUGCAGGGCAACCAAGUUCAAUCCAUUCAUUCCCAUUUAUUGUUCAAAAAUAACCCAAACUUAACAUUUCUGAGCCUCUCACACAACAAUCUUGAAUUGAUCGUUGCAAAUGCAUUCCAAACCCAUUCCCAGUUAGAAAUCCUUAACUUAGACUGGAACGAUCGUCUAUCAAACAGCGCCCAUGGUCCGUUCCUUCUGAGCACAUCACUAAGGAAGCUCAGCUGCAGACACUGCCGGUUUGUACGGCUUGACAAUAUGGCCCUGACAGGAUUACCAAAUCUGAUAGAACUAAACCUAGAAUACAAUCAAAUUGAAACAUUGGAAGCUGAUACCCUUCGGUGGACCACUGAACUAAAAAACCUUAAUCUACGACAUAACCGGCUGGUGGUUUUUAAACCGAACGUCAACCAGCUAAACCAUAUGAAGACACUUUGUCUAGCUGGUAAUCCACAGUUUGACUUGGAACAAUUGCUGUUGCAUGACAUUCCGAAGAUUAAGCAGCUGAACAAAGAUUGCCAAGACGAACAAUUUUCCAACAACUUGGUCGAACGGUACAAAUUAAUAAAAGAAGCAAAAAAUGGAACCAUGGAGUUGCGACAAAGGGAAUCUGCCUCAUCAAU